AUGCUGUGGCUGCUGCCGCCCCUGCUGUGGGGAGGGGUCCUGGCUCAGGAUCCGGGAUUCCAGCUGCACGUUCAGGAGUCUGUGACGGUGCAGGCGGGCCUGUUCUCCGUGCCCUGCACCUUCUCCUACCCUCCAGGUGGCUGGACAGACGCUACCCCAGCUCAUGGCUGCUGGUUCCGGGAGGGGGCCAGGCCAGGCCAGGAUGACCCAGUGGCCACAAACAGCCCCGAUCGUAAAGUGCAACAGGAGACUCAGGGCCGAUUCCACCUCCUCGGGGAUCCCCAGACCGACAACUGCUCGCUGCACAUCAGAGACGCACAGAGAACAGACACAGGGACAUACUUCUUCAGGGUGGAGCGAGGGUCCCAUGUGAGAUACAAUUAUACAUAUAACCGGCUCUCUGUACUUGUGACAGCUCUGGCAUCGACACCUGACAUCCACAUCCAGGGGACCCUGGAAUCCGGCCGCCCCAGCAACGUUACCUGUACAGUGUCAUGGGCCUGUGAGACAGACACAACACCCGUUUUCUUCUGGAGCGGAGUCGAGGUCACCCGCCUGGGCUUCGGGACUGCCAGCUGCUCCGUGGUCACCCUCACACCGCGGCCCCAGGACCACGGCAUGAACCUCACCUGUCGGGUGGCCUUGCAAGGCGGCCUGAUCAAGGAGAGGACUGUCCAGCUCAACGUGUCCUUCCCAGAGGUCCUGGGCAACGCCACCUCCCUGCGGGUCCAGGAGGGCCAGUCCCUGCGCUUGGUCUGCGAGACGGAGGGCAACCCCCCAGGGAGGCCAAGCUGGUCCCGGGGGAGCCUGACCGUGAGCCCCUCCAAGCCCUUGGAUCCGGUGGUCCUGGAGCUGCCCCAGGUGGUCGCGGCGGAUGCAGGGCAAUUCACCUGCCGCGCUGAGCACCCGCGGCCCUCCUACCACCUCUCCGUGAACCUAGUUGUGCAGGCUGUUUCCUGUACCUCCCACCAGGCCUGUGUGGAGCAGCAGGGCUCCUGGCCCCUGGUCCUCACCCUGAUCAGAGGGGCCCUCAUGGGGGCUGGCUUCCUCCUCACCUACGGCCUCACCUGGCUCUGCUACACCAGGUUUAGGGGCCCCUCCGUGAGGAAGGCCGCAAGGAGAGACUGA
This is a messenger RNA of Pteronotus mesoamericanus, 1128 nucleotides long. RefSeq names its product sialic acid-binding Ig-like lectin 14. Gene Ontology annotation, cellular component: plasma membrane. Gene Ontology annotation, biological process: cell adhesion. The record is from RefSeq and is a predicted model, not a curated record. Lineage: Eukaryota; Metazoa; Chordata; Mammalia; Chiroptera; Mormoopidae. Gene Ontology annotation, molecular function: sialic acid binding.